AAGCACUAUAUAUAAAUCUUGAGGAACCCAAUAUUUUUUCAUCUCAAUCUCAGAUUCUUCACUCACAAAUUCUUAGUUUUCGUUCAAUUUUUUUGUUAAGUUUUAGGGUUACCAUGGUGGUAGCAUUGGGUCCUGGAAAAUUCUACGGCAGCAGUUUACCAAGGCCGAGGUUUUACGAAAACCCAAAUGGAGAGCGGGUCGAUCCACCGGUGUCCGUUUUGGAUCCGUUGAUGUCAUGGGCUGAGGAAGCUCACUGGUCAAUGGGGGGUUUGAGUUUCAAACGCCUCCGUCUUCAAGGACGGAUCGAAGGUAACAUCAAGAAACUCAGAGCUGAGCAUGAGAAGAUGGAGAAGUUGGAGAAGAAAUCGGCGAAAAAGGGUUCGGUGUCGUCACCGGUGGUUCAUGUAAGUCCAUCUCCUCCUCCUGCUCCAUUGAAUUUGAAGAGGAAAGUGCGAUUGGUUGAUGAAUCUGAUGAUGAAAAUGAAGAAAUGGGGGUAGAGGGGAGAGUGGAAAAAAGGGGUCUAGCGAGGAAAUUGGAUGAUGAUUUUGAUAAAGUUGCUGAGAAGAGUGAUGGGGUAGUUAUGGGAAGAACAAGGAGUGGUAGAAACAAAGAAGCUGUAGUUGAGAAAUUGAAACCCAGAGGUAGAAAAUUGAAGAAGGGAGUGAAGGGAUCUGAGAAGAAGAGUGUAUCAGUGACACCAAAUGCAGCAAGAACUUCACCAAGAUUGUCGAAACGUCGGUUGCCUUGAAGGUGUUUGAUAAUUUGUGUCAAUGAACAAAACCUUCAAUAGUACAGUUAUAAGUGUGUUAGCUUUGCAAUGUAGGUUGGAUUAUUGUAGUAAGUUGCUAAUCUUGAUAAAAAAUGAAUGAAAAUUGAAACAAUCCAGUUGUUGAAUGCUUUAUAAUUGAUUGUCUUUGGUUUAUGGUUUUAAAUCUUGAAAAUGUGUUUAAUGAUUAAGAUUUUCUUUGAA
Solanum pennellii is the source of this 971-nucleotide messenger RNA. RefSeq lists its product as uncharacterized. Bases 114 to 749 code for a protein of 211 amino acids. Lineage: Eukaryota; Viridiplantae; Streptophyta; Magnoliopsida; Solanales; Solanaceae. The transcript has a single exon. The record is from RefSeq and is a predicted model, not a curated record.